AUGUUCCCAGUAACUCCUCGAUUUUCACCCUUCGAUGAAGAUUUUGCAGUCCUGCGACUUGCAGACGAACUGUUGGAUCCCAGAUAUUCUUUGAUGGUUCGGGCGUCUGGCGAUGGAAACCGACCAGCUCCUUCCAGAUCACUUGUUGGAGUUGGGCGACCUGGAGAGUCAGAGAUUCACAAUACGGAUAAAGAGUUUCGUGUGCGGUUGGAUCUGCAUCACUUUAGGCCAGAGGAAGUUAAUAUCACUUCUGACAACGUCAAGAUUGUCAUCAAUGCUAAGCAUGAAGAGAAGGAAGACAACCAUGGUUUUGUGACCAGAGAAAUGACUCGCAUCUAUAAGUUACCUCCGGAUGUUGAUGCCAAGUCUGUGACAUCAACAAUGAACGGACAAGGAGUUUUAACCAUCAGGGUUGCGAAGAGAGCUCCUGAAGCACCAAAGGAAAUUCAAAUCCCUGUAAAUUUCUUGUAA
This is a messenger RNA of Candidula unifasciata, 471 nucleotides long. NCBI's taxonomy places the organism in Eukaryota, Metazoa, Mollusca, Gastropoda, Stylommatophora, Geomitridae. The record is from the annotation of a GenBank genome assembly.